Chelmon rostratus (copperband butterflyfish) is the source of this 2229-nucleotide messenger RNA. It is a transcript of the gene irf6, whose product is annotated as interferon regulatory factor 6. Gene Ontology annotation, cellular component: nucleus. Bases 263 to 1741 code for a protein of 492 amino acids. The record is from RefSeq and is a predicted model, not a curated record. NCBI's taxonomy places the organism in Eukaryota, Metazoa, Chordata, Actinopteri, Chaetodontiformes, Chaetodontidae. The transcript has 8 exons. Gene Ontology annotation, molecular function: DNA-binding transcription factor activity, RNA polymerase II-specific; protein binding; RNA polymerase II cis-regulatory region sequence-specific DNA binding. Gene Ontology annotation, biological process: immune system process; regulation of transcription by RNA polymerase II.
GUACCUGAGUUUCGGUGAGGGGAAGGGGAAGGGCCGAGCCGAGCGAUCAACACCAGCUCUCCAGAAUUCUCCGGGGUUAAUUUUCCUCUUGUUGAUCAUCUCGGCGGCCUUCGUCGGAGCGGACGAUCAGUGAACGUUGCUCGGCGGAAAUCUGCAGGAUCGAGGCUCUCCGCAGAGGAAACACACGGUUUUAUCUUCGGCUGUUGGUCCAGCAGGUCGACGCGGAAAGAGCUCUCCAACUUCCUGGUUCAGCACAGUCAGGAUGUCGGUCACCCCUCGACGCGUCCGGCUGAAGCCCUGGCUGGUCGCUCAGGUGGACAGCGGGCGAUACCCGGGUCUGGUGUGGAUUGACCGUGAUGCCAUGCGCUUCAGGAUCCCAUGGAAACACGCCACGCGCCACACACCCCAGCACGAGGACGAGGACACCAUAUUUAAGGCGUGGGCCGUGGAGACCGGGAAGUUCCAAGAGGGAGUUGAUGAACCCGAUCCUGCAAAGUGGAAAGCUCAGCUUCGAUGUGCCCUGAACAAAAGCCGAGAAUUCAACCUGGUCUACGACGGCACCAAAGAGGUCCCCAUGAAUCCUCUGAAGAUAUAUGACGUCUGUGACAUCCCGCAGCCGCUCAGCAACCAAGGGUCCUCAGACGCAGGUUCUUGGACUCCACAUGAUGAUGAUGGUGUUGAGGAAGAUAUUCCAGAUACACCAGAGUCUCUCCCUCCAUACCCGUCCAAUGGCACCAGCCCCUCUCCUCUCAUUAUGUGGUCUCCUAUGGGCUCAGAGUCCUCCAUGCAGCCCCCCAGCUGCCCCCCUUCAAAUGAGGUCUGGCCCAAAGAGGAGCCUGUUAAAAUCUGGCCCAAAGAGGAGCCUGUGGAUGUGGAGAUGCACCCCUCACCCCUGGGUGACAUGCCCCCCGCUCCUCUGCCCGAUCACUCAAUGCAGCCCCCUCCUCUGCCCGACACCCUGUUUGCCUCUCCAGAAACAUGGAUCAGUUCCCUCCCGAUGACAGACCUGGAGGUGCAGUUCCUGUACAGAGGGAAGGAGAUGUGUCCCACAGCCACCGUCAGUAACCCGCACGGCUGCAGGCUGUUCUACGGGGACCUGGGCCCCAUGGUCAACCAGGAGGAGCUCUUCGGGCCGGUGAACCUGGAGCAGCUACGCUUCCCGACCACGGAGCACAUUACCAACGACAAGCAGAGGAUUUUCACCGGCCGCCUGCUGGAUGUCAUGGACAGAGGCCUAAUCCUGGAGGUCAGCGGCCACGAUAUCUACGCAGUCCGUCUCUGCCAGUGUAAGGUGUACUGGUCCGGCCCCUGCGCUCCGAAUCCGGCUGCACCAAAUCUCAUAGAGCGCCAGAGGAAGGUGAAACUCUUCUGCCUGGAGUCUUUUCUCAGUGGGGUGAUAGCCUACCAGCGAGGACAGACACCAAGCCCCCCGCAGUUUGACAUCAGCCUGUGUUUUGGAGAGGAGUGGCCUGAUGGGAGGCCCCGGGAGAGGAAGCUCAUCAUGGUCCAGGUCAUUCCGGUGGUGGCCCGUAUGAUUACCGAGAUGUUUUCUGGAGACAACACGCGAUCCUUCGACAGCGGCAGCGUCCGCCUGCAGAUUUCAAUCCCAGAUAUCAAAGACAACAUAGUGACCCACCUAAAGCAGCUAUACUGCCUGCUACAGACCCACCAGGGCCAGGACAGCUGGGCGUUGCCCCCUGGCUCGGGCCUGAACAUCGUCCAGGCUCUGCAGGCGCAGUGAAACAGCCCUCUCAGUGAACUCACGUUUUAUCAUAGAUCACUGUAUGUUUCACACUGCUGCUGAGAAUUACCUACUGUUAGCAAAGAAGUACUUAUGUGUAAUCGUAUUUAGAAGUGUGCACAGUAUACUGUAGGAUUCAUAUGCUUUUCUCUAGUAUAAAUAUGCUGUGUUGACGCUUUUCUGUAUGCAGAAGUAGUGCCUUCAGUGUGCAGGGACCAUAGACAGAUGUGGUGGUUGCAUGGGCCAAAGUCCUAUUUGCUGUAUUUGGAACAUUUAACAUAGUUAAUGAGUUACAGAAAUUGCCCUGUGUCGUAUUUAUCCGAAACAGGUCAGUGAUCAGCAAACUUGCCUGGAGUCAAGACACAGGGCGGAAUGAUUUCGCGUUUUUGAAGUCAGAUAAAAUGUUUUGAAGCAACACACCUAUUUGGGAUUUGUAUAUUUUGCAUGACAUAGCACAGGCAAAUAUGAAUUAAAGCACACAUACUUUC